This is a messenger RNA of Rosa chinensis, 3289 nucleotides long. Its product is annotated as ATP-dependent DNA helicase At3g02060, chloroplastic. Gene Ontology annotation, molecular function: ATP binding; nucleic acid binding. The record is from RefSeq and is a predicted model, not a curated record. Gene Ontology annotation, biological process: DNA repair. NCBI's taxonomy places the organism in Eukaryota, Viridiplantae, Streptophyta, Magnoliopsida, Rosales, Rosaceae. The coding region runs from base 126 to 2585 and encodes 819 amino acids. The transcript is spliced from 13 exons.
AUAUGUGGAACGUGUGGGGGUGAGCCAGAAAUAAGUGAUAAAAAUCAGGGAUGAAAAUAAAACCCCCUAAAACCUCCAAGUUGGUUGUUACUCGUUAGUUAUCCACUCUCGGCUGGACAGAGACCAUGGCUCUGCUCCUCCCCAUCCCAAUCCCAAUCCAUGGCGUUUCUUCUUGUUAUAGGUCGAGGUCGGCGAGUCGGCUGUGCAGGGUUUGGGGUUGGGGACUGUUGAAAAUCCAGAGAGGGGGCCGCACCCAGAUGCCGACGCCGACGAAGAACAGCCUGGGCCUUUCCAAUUCCACUUUCACGAAAACCAAAUCGAGCAAAAAGCGACGGGAGGCGGCUGUGGAGGCAGAGUCGGACGCCAUAUCGAUUCUAAACGAGAGAAUUCGGCGCGAGCAGAGAAAGAAAUCGUCGGAGGGGUCUCCGAUGGAGGCGGAGGAGGCAGACAAGUACUUGGAGCUGGUGAAGCAGCAGCAGCAGAGGGGCCUCCAGAAGCUCAAAGGAGACCUUAGUUACAAGGUCGACCCCUACACUCUUCGUUCCGGUGAUUAUGUGGUCCAUAAGAAGGUCGGCCUCGGUCGAUUCGUUGGGAUUAAAUUCGACAAUGCUCCUGCUUCCAUGGACCCUAUUGAAUACGUCUUCAUUGAGUAUGCUGAUGGCAUGGCUAAGCUUCCUGUUAAGCAGGCCUCUCGCUUGCUCUAUCGUUACAAUCUCCCCAACGAAAACAAAAAACCUCACACAUUGAGCAAACUGAACGACACCAGUGUGUGGGAGAGAAGAAAGACCAAGGGAAAGAUUGCCAUUCAGAAAAUGGUUGUUGAUCUGAUGGAGUUGUAUUUACACAGGCUCAAACAAACACGCCCUCCCUACCCUCUUACUCCUGCCAUGGCUCACUUUGUUUCUCAGUUUCCGUAUGAGCCUACUCCUGAUCAAAAGCAGGCUUUCAUUGAUGUUGAGAAAGAUUUAACAGGGAGGGAAACUCCAAUGGACCGCUUAAUUUGUGGAGACGUUGGCUUUGGCAAAACUGAAGUUGCACUCCGUGCCAUCUUUUGUGUAGUUUCCGCAGGGAAGCAAGCCAUGGUUCUUGCACCCACAAUUGUUUUAGCCAAGCAACAUUUUGAAGUUAUCUCACAGCGAUUUUCUAUCUACCCAAAUAUCAACGUUGGACUCCUUAGCAGGUUUCAGACUAAAUCAGAGAAAGAUGAGCAUCUAGACAUGAUAAAGAAUGGUCAUUUGGACAUAAUUGUUGGGACACACUCACUUCUUGGAAGUCGUGUUGUGUAUAAUAAUCUAGGCCUGCUUGUCGUUGAUGAAGAACAGAGGUUUGGCGUCAAACAGAAAGAGAAGAUUGCUUCAUUCAAAACAUCAGUUGAUGUUCUUACUCUAUCUGCAACACCUAUACCGCGAACCCUUUAUUUAGCAUUGACUGGUUUUCGUGAUGCUAGCUUGAUUUCAACUCCACCUCCAGAAAGAGUCCCUAUAAGAACCCAUCUCUCGGCAUACAGUAAAGAAAGGGUAUUAUCAGCAAUUAAGUAUGAGCUGGAGCGAGGUGGCCAAGUAUUUUAUGUUUUGCCUCGUAUCAAAGGACUUGAAGAAGUGAUGAGUUUUCUUGAACAGUCGUUUCCUGAUGUUGAAAUAGCUAUUGCACACGGGAAGCAAUAUUCAAAGCAGCUAGAGGAAACCAUGGAGAAAUUUUCACAAGGUGAAAUCAAGAUUCUUACAUGCACUAAUAUAGUAGAAAGUGGGCUUGACAUUCAGAAUGCAAACACCAUUAUAAUUCAGGAUGUUCAACAAUUUGGCCUAGCACAGUUGUAUCAGCUGCGGGGAAGGGUGGGGAGGGCAGAUAAGGAAGCUCACGCACACUUAUUUUAUCCAGAGAAGUCACUUCUAACUGAUCAGGCAUUGGAGAGACUUGCAGCUCUAGAGGAAUGCUGUCAACUUGGGCAAGGUUUCCAACUUGCAGAGAGGGACAUGGGAAUAAGAGGCUUUGGUACCAUCUUUGGUGAGCAGCAGACUGGGGAUGUUGGAAAUGUUGGCAUUGAUCUCUUCUUUGAAAUGCUGUUUGAGAGCUUGUCUAAGGUUGAUGAGCAUCGAGUAGUUUCAGUUCCUUACUGGUCCGUUGAGAUUGAUAUGAAUAUAAAUCCUCAUCUCCCUUCUGAGUACAUAAAUAAUCUCGAGAAUCCCAUGGAGAUAAUUCAUGAAGCUGAGAAAGCUGCAGAGAAGGAUAUCUGGAGUUUGAUGCAAUAUACUGAGAAUUUGCGGCGUCAAUAUGGAAAGGAGCCACACUCCAUGGAAAUUUUAUUAAAGAAGCUUUAUGUGAGGAGAAUGGCAGCAGACAUUGGAAUAACCAAGAUAUAUGCUUCUGGAAAGAUGGUUUUUAUGAAAACAGUUAUGAAUAAACAUGUUUUCAAUCUGAUAACAGAUUCAGUGGUUUCUGAUGUCCACCGAAAUUCUUUGGUAUUUGAGGGUGACCAGAUCAAGGCAGAACUUCUUCUAGAAUUGCCAAGAGAACAACUCCUAAACUGGAUAUUUCGAUGUUUGGCUGAACUACAUGCUUCCUUACCUUCCCUCAUAAAGUACUAGUCGACUUGUGGAGAUUGCGUUGCAUAUGACAUGCUACACACAAUGGAUUUGCUUACUUACCCAAUUGCCAUACUUCAACAUCGCAUAUUGGGUAGUAAAAUGAGAAAAAUCUGUCUCAGUUUUCACUGAUUCCAAGUUGCAACUGGUAGACCCUCUGAUGGUGCUAACCUGAGAUGCGUCUGCAUGAAUCGGCUGAUGUUUAAAGUCAUCACGCAUUGCUGAUGUUUACAAUUAGAAAGUUAACAAGCGCAUUCCCUCUUCCUUUGCUGGGUUCUGAUCGAGACCGUAGUGGCAAAUAAUUUGAGGUAAUUCAUCUUUACACUAGAGUUUAUCUAGAUUAUUGGUGCUUCUGACCGAGUUCUCCUUUGCAGGUAACUAGUGAAAUAGGUGUUUAAAAACAGGCCCCUACAGAGUUGACAGAAACAUCGGUAUUCUCAUGCAUACGCCAUUUAUACAAGGAUCGAUCAUAUAUAAAUCAUGAAUGUCAUCGUCCUUAAAAAACAUUUGUGGAAGUUGCGCUGUUAAAUUUUGCAUAGCCCAGUUGCAGAGGCCAGAGGGAGGAACAGGCCCACACUUGGUAAUCAAAUGGCCCUUGAGGUGGUCCACUGCAGAGUGUAGUUUCAGACAUUCAUUAUAGUACGGAUUACAGAAUGACCUGUUGAUUCGAAUUGGACUGGAUUUUAAUUGCAUUUUUUUCUCUCUGA